Puntigrus tetrazona (Sumatra barb) is the source of this 2046-nucleotide messenger RNA. RefSeq lists its product as uncharacterized. The transcript is spliced from 6 exons. Lineage: Eukaryota; Metazoa; Chordata; Actinopteri; Cypriniformes; Cyprinidae. Bases 287 to 1147 code for a protein of 286 amino acids. The record is from RefSeq and is a predicted model, not a curated record.
UACGUUUGUCAUAAUUGUUCGUGGCUCAUAACUGUCCGGUUUAGAGUUUGGCUGAUCGUGACCAGACGCAGAUGGACACAGAAGUUUGAGCGGCUCACUUGCCUCCUCAACACCACACAGUUUCUCUUCCUUUGUCGUUCGUGUUUUAAAGUGUUCGUAAAUCUGGGUGUUGCUGAUUACACAAACUGAAAGUGGAGUGAAGCUGUUGUCAGGCUGGAGAACGGAGAGACGCAUCUCGGUGCUCCGCUUGGAUACAGAAGAUCAACGCGGGUAAACGUGUUUAAGGAUGGAGGAGGAAGCGCCAGUCAAGCCGUCAGUAGCUCAGCUGGCUGGAAAACUCAAAGGUUAUGCACUGCCAAUGCCAGGAAACAUGGAGGUGAUAUCUUUGAGAAGACCCCCAUGUUCUUUAGCAAUAAACAACCAAAAAGAUGAAGAACAUGAAGAGAAGUCAUCUGUCUGUCCUCAUCCUCCUAAGAUAAAGAUAAAGAGUUCACCCCUCAUUGAAAAACUGCAGGCCAAUCUUGCCCUCUCUCCAACUGUCCUGCUCUCCCCACCCAAAAGUCCAGAGUCCAAACAGCCACCCACCACCUCAAGUCCCAUCAGCCCCUGCAGCUCCCUGAGCUCCACCCUGCAACCCACUCAACUGUCCUGUGAAGAUGAGGCACCGGUUAGCUUCGAGCAGCCGGUCGAGGGCACUCCACUGCCCAGCAUCAACAAGAGUCGAGCUAGGCUGUCUUUUAAGCGGCGUCUGCCCACACGACAACACAGGAAGUCAGCAUGUGAGGAGGCAAAAUGGAAUGAGGGAAAUGUCUCUCCCUGUGAACCAGACAAUCACCAGCAGAAUGGAGAUGAAGGGGAAUUGAUAAGAGGGCCUUCACAGGAGGACACAGAAAAUAAAAUGGACUCUGCUCAACCCACCAAUGGCCCACAUGAGGAAAAUAACAGGACAGAGCACAGAGAUGUACCCCAAGAAAUUGAGGGGACCCAAGUAACCCAUAUAGGAAAUAAGGAGGAAGAAGCUGAAGAGGGAUAUGAACCUUCUGACUGUAAACAGGACCAAAAAGAAGCGAAGGAAGAAACAGAAGAGGACAAGACAGAAGUGAAAGAGGACAAGGAAGUGCUGGAUGCUGAGAACAAACCAGAAUAGAUGUAACAGGGUCAUCAAAAUGGAUUUUUAUUUUGCCAAUCAGCAUUGAGUUAGAUUUUAGAUUUUUGUACAAAUCAAAUUGUACAAACUGCAAACAAACAUUUAUGUUUCAUCAAGUGGUCAGGUGGGAUCUUAUAUAUAAAAUGAAGCCAUUAUAACAAACCCAGAUUUUCUAUUCAAACUGUAUGUCUGAGUAAUUCAUAUGUCUCUAUCUUGCUUGCUUUUGCUUUUAAAUCAACUUUAAAUAAUUUAAAUAAAUGUUGAAUAAUUUUUUGCUGUUCAGAGAACAACAAUGCUUUAACUUUUCGAAAGCAUUCUUUAUUUAAAAAAUCCCAGCCUUUACCGGAUUUGAAUAUUUAAGUAAUUCAAUUUACAGAAUGGCAAAUACCACAGAAAUAGGUGUAUGUUUAUUGUCUGUCAGUUAAUUUAAAAUAUCUGACAUGGCUCUGUGACAGUCCUAGGCUCUGUAAACAGUAAAUGUUGGCUAGAAAUGUUUCAUAAAUACUUCAGAAAUGCUUUAUCCGUCAGUUAUUAUGAGUGUUUAGUUUUGCUGACAUGGCUGAGAGUUUUGGAGAGGGCGUGUGGUUAAAGUUGCAAAAUCACGAGUCAAUAAUUGCACUUUUGUUGUCUGAUGGUUAACAAAAUGCUUUUUUAACAUCUUGCAGAAAAAUGUAAAAUACAAGAUAAGUAAUACAAAGAUUUAGUGGCAGAUAAUGCGAAAGCCAAAUGCACCAGCAGUCUGCACUGUUGCUAUGCAAAGAUACUUUAUUAUUAAAUAAAAUGCCUGGAAUGUAUCACUGUGACUGCAAAGCUACUGUACUGCAUCAAUGACUUUCACUUCUUAUUUGAAAUUGAAUAAAGAGCUUUAUUUACACUUAAAUGCUUUCCUGUAUUAUGCA